UCAUGGUCCCAAGGGCACCCCUCCUAAACUUUCCCCUCACUACCCCCAGGUCACAGUUUGCUUCCUGGGAAAACCAAUUUGUGACAACCAUGACAGAAACUUUGGAUUUUUUUUUUUUUUUCUGAGAUGGGAUUUAUUUGGAGGGUUUUUUCACAGGGACAUACCUUAAGCUGACUUAUCCAAUCAAACGACUGAUUUUUAUUCCAUCUCAAAAACUCACCAUCAUGGGCAAGAGUGCACACAGACCAGAUAGGACUACUGCCCUGGUCCAGAUUAAAGCAUUACCCUCUUGGCAACCUUGGCAUAGGCCAAAAAUCCGACGUUUAUGAGAUGCUACAGGAGAAACAAGAGUUUAAAAAAAAGUAGUCCACCUCGUUCCAGCUUCUACAGGAAAUCCUGGAGUCUGAGGAAAAAGGCAACCAGUCUGCACGGGGGCAGAGGCUGCUGUUCAAGGCCUGGCGUGUGGGUCGCUCAUUGCUGAGACACAGUGGGUCAGAGUCUACUGAAGAUAAAACAAUUAUUUAUUCAAAAGUUCAAACAGUGCAAGUUUGAUGAUCAACUUGCACUUAGUAUUUAUAAAGUCAUUGGAUACCAAGCUUUCAACUGCAUUUACAGAAAGCACAGCAAUGGAUCUCUUCAUAGUUCUGGUGAUAUGUCUUUCUUGUUUGAUUCCUUUCUUUCUGUGGAAUCACAACCAUGCCAAAGGGAAGCUGCCGCCUGGCCCUACUCCUCUCCCAAUUAUUGGAAAUAUUCUUCAGAUAAAUACUAAGAAUGUCAGCAAGUCCCUAAGCAAGCUAGCAGAGAGUUAUGGCCCUGUGUUCACUGUGUAUUUUGGCAUGAAGCCCACUGUGGUGUUAUAUGGACAUGAAGCAGUGAAGGAAGCUCUAACUGAUUGCAGUGAGGAGUUUUCUGGAAGAGGCAGUUUCCCAGCUUUUGACUGGAUCGCCCGGGGAUUAGGGAUUGUUUUCAGCAAUGGAGAAAAAUGGAAGCAAACCCGGCGUUUUUCCCUCACGAUUUUGCGGAAUAUGGGGAUGGGAAAGAAGACUAUUGAGGACAGAAUUCAAGAGGAAGCCUUGUGUCUGGUGGAAGCGUUAAAAAAAACCAAUGCAUCUCCCUGUGAUCCUACUUUCCUUCUGGGCUGUGCUCCCUGCAAUGUGAUCUGCUCCAUUAUUUUCCAGAAUCGUUUUGAGUAUGAUGAUAAAACAUUCUUAAGCUUGUUAGAGUAUGUUCACCAAGACUUCCUAAUUUCAAGCACUUCCUGGAUACAGCUCUACAAUGCUUUCCCUCUUUUAAUACAUUACCUUCCAGGAAGUCAUCAUGUGUUAUUUAAAAACAUUGCUAACCAAUUUAAGUUUAUUAUGGAAAAAAUAAAAGAACAUCAAGAAUCCCUGGACUUCAAUAACCCUCGGGACUUCAUUGACUACUUCCUGAUCAAAAUAGAAAAGGAAAAACACAAUAAACAGUCUGUAUUUACCACGGAAAACUUGGUCAUUACUCUAUGGGAUGUGCUUAGUGCAGGAACAGAGACAACGAGCACCACCCUGAGAUAUGGACUCCUGAUGCUGCUGAAGUACCCAGAGGUCACAGCUAAAGUCCAGGAAGAGAUUCACCGUGUUGUUGGCAGACAUCGGAGCCCCUGCAUGCAGGACAGGAGCCGCAUGCCCUACACAGAUGCUGUGCUACAUGAGAUUCAGAGAUACAUUGACCUCGUCCCCAACAGUCUCCUACACGCAGUGACUCAGGACAUUAAGUUCAGAGAAUAUUUGAUUCCCAAGGACACAAACAUAUUAGUAUCUCUGACUUCUGUCCUGCACGAUGACAAAGAGUUCCCCAACCCAGAUCGCUUUGAUCCUGGCCACUUCCUGGAUGAAAGUGGUAACUUUAAGAAGAGUGACUACUUCAUGCCCUUCUCAGCAGGAAAGAGAGCUUGUAUUGGAGAAGGCCUAGCCCGCAUGGAGCUGUUUUUACUACUGACCAACAUUUUACAGCAUUUCACCUUGAAACCUCUGGUUGAUCCAAAGGACAUUGACACCACCCCAACUGCCAAUGCGUUGAGCAGUACACCGCCCUACUUUAAGCUCUGUUUCAUUCCAGUCUGAAGAAAGGCCAGGCUGCCAGAUUGCAGAGCCACACUCUGGCCUCACCUGAAUGAGCCAGAUGCUUUCUGUCCUGUGUGAGCCACUGUCCACCUCUCCUUUCACAUCAGGAAGGACAUUCCUGAACCUAUCUCUUCUCAUUGUCCUCAUCCUUUAAGAUUCAGUUCAAAUUUAUCCACAUGAAACAAAUCACUGUUAUUUUCCAAUUAAAUUCUUUCUGUAGUCCAGUCCUGAGAUCUUAUGCUGUAUCUCAUCUGCAGGGUAUACCAAUGUAAAGCUCCUUAUUAAUAUAUUUUGUUCUAUUAAAAAUUAUCCCAUGAGUUAAAAAUUUUUUUAAAUAUAUGAUAUUCAUUCAUUUCUUACUCCAUCUCUUGGUAGUUUGGCAUUUGUAAUUUUUGUUUUUUCCCAGUGGUUAUUAAAAAACA
Messenger RNA from Ailuropoda melanoleuca (giant panda), 2521 nucleotides. Its product is annotated as cytochrome P450 2C21. NCBI's taxonomy places the organism in Eukaryota, Metazoa, Chordata, Mammalia, Carnivora, Ursidae. Gene Ontology annotation, molecular function: iron ion binding; oxidoreductase activity, acting on paired donors, with incorporation or reduction of molecular oxygen, reduced flavin or flavoprotein as one donor, and incorporation of one atom of oxygen; heme binding. Gene Ontology annotation, cellular component: cytoplasm; intracellular membrane-bounded organelle. The record is from RefSeq and is a predicted model, not a curated record. Gene Ontology annotation, biological process: xenobiotic metabolic process. The coding region runs from base 552 to 2099 and encodes 515 amino acids. The transcript is spliced from 11 exons.